This is a messenger RNA of Neoarius graeffei (lesser salmon catfish), 4484 nucleotides long. Its product is annotated as A disintegrin and metalloproteinase with thrombospondin motifs 16. Gene Ontology annotation, cellular component: extracellular matrix. Gene Ontology annotation, biological process: proteolysis; extracellular matrix organization. The record is from RefSeq and is a predicted model, not a curated record. Bases 1 to 3603 code for a protein of 1200 amino acids. The transcript is spliced from 23 exons. NCBI's taxonomy places the organism in Eukaryota, Metazoa, Chordata, Actinopteri, Siluriformes, Ariidae. Gene Ontology annotation, molecular function: metalloendopeptidase activity.
AUGGCUCAUACAGGAAGCACUUGGACUGAAGGGCUCGCGCUCUUGGUGUUUAUUCUCAUUUUGGCGUGUCUUCAGAGCACCGAGUCAUGUUCUCCCUCCCUGCUGGAAUCUCUCCAGUUACCUUCAAACACAGAGUACGAGAUCGUGGCUCCGUAUGAGGUGGACCGUCGCGGCCGCUACGUUUCCCACGCCGUCGCUCAUCAUCAUCGCAGGAAGCGCUCGCUAGAGCAUCAUGGGAUUGACCUCACCUCCACAGCCCACUUUCAGCUCCGCGGUCUCGGACAGAACUUCCACAUGGAGCUGCGUCCCUCUGUCGGUCUCAUCGCUCCAGGAUUUACCGUCCAAACUCUGGGUAAAAAUGGCACCGAGAAGCUCAAUACCUUCCCUGGAGAAGACUUCUGCUUCUAUCAAGGGUCACUGAGGUCAAAGGUCAACUCAACAGUGGCAUUAUCUACGUGUGCCGGGAUGUCAGGUCUGAUCCGCACCCAGGACGCUGAUUAUUUCCUGAAGCCGCUCCUCCUGCACCAGUUACAGAAUGAAAACUACACCACAGCAGCACCAGAACACCAUCCGCACAUCCUCUACAGGAUACACACACAUACACCGGAACGUUCGGACGGAGCCAAACGCCGUCACCGACGUCACGGUCACCGUGACGACUAUGCACGCAGAACAAACCAGAAACAACACUACUGUGGAAGAAGGAAGAAAUAUAUGCCGCAACCUCCCGCUGAGGAUGUUUAUGUUUUUCCUGAUGAGUAUAAAUCGGUGCAGAGAGAAAGGCGAGCAGCGACGCUAAGCACUAAUCCCAGACUCAAUGUGGAGAUGCUGGUGGUCGUGGAUCAGAAGAUGAUGGAGAAUCAUGGACGAGAGAACAUCACCACAUUCGUCCUCACCGUCCUCAACAUGGUCUCCACCCUGUUUAAGGACAGAACGAUCGGAGGAGACAUUAAUGUCGUGAUUGUGGGUUUGAUUCUCCUGAGCGCAGAGCAGGACGGUUUGGUGAUUAGUCAUCACGCUGAUCACACUCUGAGCAGUUUCUGUCAGUGGCAGUCGGCUCUGGCGGGUCGUGAAGGUCGUCGCCAUGAUCACGCCAUCCUGCUCACGGGAUUAGACAUCUGCUCCUGGAAGAACGAGCCGUGUGACACGCUGGGCUUCGCUCCGAUCAGUGGGAUGUGUAGUAAAUACCGGAGCUGCACCGUUAACGAGGACACAGGACUCGGACUCGCCUUCACCAUCGCUCACGAGUCCGGCCACAAUUUUGGAAUGGUCCAUGAUGGUGAAGGAAACGUGUGUAAGAAGUCCAUAGGGAACAUCAUGUCCCCGACGCUAGCAGGAGACAAUGGACUCUUCUCCUGGUCGUCCUGCAGCCGUCAGUAUCUCACGCAAUUUCUCAGCACUGCUCAAGCCACAUGUCUUUCGGAUGAACCGAAGGCGAUGGAGGAAUACAAGUAUCCGGAGAAGCUUCCUGGUGAACUCUAUGACACAGACACUCAGUGCAAAUGGCAGUUUGGAGAAAAAGCCAAACUCUGCACACUGAACUUCAAAAAGGACAUCUGUAAGGCUCUGUGGUGUCAUCGCGUCGGCCGAAAAUGUGAGACCAAAUUCAUGCCGGCGGCUGAGGGCUCCAGCUGUGGCCCCGAAAUGUGGUGCCGUCGUGGAGUGUGUGUGAAGCGGGGUGAUGAAGGUCCUCGGCCUGUUUAUAGUCACUGGUCCGAGUGGUCCGACUGGUCGAGCUGCUCCAGGACAUGUCAGAGUGGUGUGACGUACCGAGAGCGACAGUGCAACCACGAGCAUGUGAAUGGAGGGAGUGUGUGUGAGGGCAUGUCUCGUGUCUAUAAACUGUGUAACACAUUGGACUGUCCUGCAAGUGCGGCGGAUUUCAGAGAGGCUCAGUGUGCAGAGUUUAACACAAAGCCCUUCCGUGGCCUUUACUACAAAUGGAAACCUUACACACAGUUUAAAGAUCACGAUGUGUGUAAGCUCUACUGCCUCGCUGAAGGCUACAACUUCUUCUUUGCACUUUCCAACAAAGUCCGUGAUGGUACACGGUGUAUACUGGACAGCAACAAUGUGUGUAUCAAUGGCGUGUGUGAGAGAGUGGGUUGUGACCAAGAAUUGGGUUCAACAGCAGUACUGGACAUGUGUGGUGUCUGUAAUGGCAAAAACUCUACCUGCAAACUCUUCAAAGGACGAAACACAAAGCAGCAUUAUUCCAACCAGUACUAUGGAGUGGUCACUAUCCCACAAGGUGCCCGUAGUAUUCGUGUGGUGGAGUCAAAUUCCUCCAGAUCUUUUCUUGCCCUGAGGAAUACACACAGGAAAUACUAUCUAAAUGGUCAUUGGAAAGUGGACUGGCCUGGACGUUACUCGAUUGCCGGAUCAGUUUUUGACUACAAACGGCCCUAUAAUGGUCUUGAGACUCUGACCUCAACAGGGCCCACCAGUGAAACUCUAGUGGUUGAAAUCCUGCUGCAGGGCUCAAACCCUGGUGUGCGGUGGGAAUAUACAUUAUCCAAAGCCAAGACAGAGAAGGUAACCAAGCCCAAACACAAAUACACAUGGGCUGUGAUUCGCUCCGAGUGCUCUGCUACUUGUGCUGGAGGUGAGAUGAAAACGAAGGCAGCGUGUUACAAGGAUCAGCGAGUCCAAGUGAACACGUCCUACUGUAACCCCAAAUCUCGGCCCAAAACCGGCACGAGCUCCUGUAACACCCAGCCCUGCCCUCCCAGAUGGAGUGUGGGAGACUGGCGUGUGUGUAGCCGUACGUGUGGUUCAGGGGAACAGAGUCGACAGGUGCAGUGUGUUCAGACGGCGAGUCACACUCGGGUGAAGGUGUUGAGUGAUGCGCAGUGUGUUCAGCCUCCACCUGCACGCACACACACCUGUAACACACACUCCUGCCCUCCCACGUGGCGUGUCGGUGCCUGGACUCAGUGUUCACGCAAGUGUGGUAAGGGUGUGCAGAGGAGGGCAGUAGUGUGUGUGCACAGAAAUCCGGGAUCACGUGACCUUGUUGUCCCAGACAGCGAGUGUGUGCUUCUGUCCAAACCACACAGCCUGGAGAACUGUGUCCUGAAACCCUGCCCAAGAGCACACACCACUCACUGGAGCUUCACUCACUGGCAACAGUGUUCAGUGACAUGCGGUACAGGUGUUCAGCUUCGCUCUGUGCAGUGUGUGGAGAAGGACGUGACGGGGAAACACAGAGCUCUGACGGAGAAGAAGUGCCAACACACACCCAAACCAUCAGCCGAGCUGCAGAGAGCGUGUGUUCAACCUGACUGCAUCAACACACGCCGCUCUCACACACCACAGUGGUACACAUCAACCUGGUCUCAGUGUACAGUGUCGUGUGGUGGUGGUGUACAGCUCCGCUCCGUUCAGUGUCUCCUCCACAGACGCCCCUCGUCCACUUGUUCCCUUCAUCUGAAACCGGCCGCGUCUCAAAUCUGCAACGCUCACUUCUGCCCUCAGCAGCACAAAGACACCAUGUGUAAGGACUCGUACAGUUGGUGUCACCUGGUGCUGCGGCACGGAGUGUGUAACCAUCACCUGUACAGGACGCAGUGCUGUCUCUCCUGCUCAAACACCAACUUCUGAUCUGCGUCAGCAAAUAAAAUUACAGAUUAGCAUGUUAGCACAUGAGACACACACAUAUAUACACACACACACAUAUACACACCAGUGUGUCUGGAGUGUGUGGAGCAGCUCACGCCAGACUGAGAUGCAGGAAGGUAUGGACACGCGUUGAAGAUGGACACUGAGGAGACAGACAGAGGGAGAUCUCUGCAGUCCGUCACGUGAAAGGUGAAAAUUUAGGACACGCCCAUUUCCUGAGAUGACAGUGAUUUGGUUCUGCAAGUGUGUGCCGUGACGCGAGGACUCUGCAAUUUUGCAUUUGCACAAAACAUUUUUGCAUCAAAGUGACUCUGCUUUUUGGAGAAUGCUUUUCGGAGAAUGUUGAGCUUUGUGCCGUGGACUGACUGAAAAAUCGGUUUCAUGAGUUACACUGUACUAAAAAGGAAAUCAAUAAAAACAAUAUGAAACAAACGUCACGGUUUCUGUUGAAAGUGAACAUUAAACAUUAAAGCGUGUUGUUUCACUGAGGCCUUUCCCAUGACAAUUUCAUGAUCAUCAUACAUCUGGGUCAAUCAAUCCUCAGCUUGUGAAAUCACCACCUGAGGACUUCUGUCUCACCUUCUUGGACUGACUUCAUACUUUCUGGAAAUAAUGAGACUAUUCCUAGUAAAUAGUGUGCAAAAUUUCAAGCUUGUAUCUGCAUUAGUUUCUGAGAUCUAGAGGAGGCGUGGUCAUACUUUUACUGUUAAAACGAGUACGACGUGGAAAGUUUCAAACUUGUAUAAGUCAUUACUUUUGAACUGUUCGUGCAAGAUGCGUGAAAUUCUCAGAGAUUGUUGUCUAAUAUCAGAUGUCUUUAAAUUCUGAAGCAGAAGUUUCACAGUUGCAUAUUUGCCCAUUUA